Rhagoletis zephyria (snowberry fruit fly) is the source of this 10566-nucleotide messenger RNA. RefSeq lists its product as uncharacterized. The record is from RefSeq and is a predicted model, not a curated record. Gene Ontology annotation, cellular component: endoplasmic reticulum. Lineage: Eukaryota; Metazoa; Arthropoda; Insecta; Diptera; Tephritidae.
GUUCAUCCAAAAAUGCGAUUCAGUCUCUCACCACCACCACCCAAGUCCGCUUCCGUCAUAACAUCGCCCACCAAUAUGCAAGCCAAUUACGCACAAAGCAAUAACAAUGAUCCACGUGCUUCCGGCAUUGGCGCCCGAAGUGACGAUGACAUCUCGCCCGCCGCAGCUGCGCCGACGCCACCAAAGGACGAUGCUGAUGCUGCCUCCGAUUACAAUCAAUGGUUGCAUGCAAUGAAGUUGGUGGCGCGUUUGCCUGGCGGCAUGCCACCGGAAUUUAGACGCAAGUUGUGGCUCUCGCUGGCGGAUAAAUAUUUGAAAUCGAAAAACAUAGACUGGGCAAAGGAGGAGGAGAAGUGUUUCUGCGAGAAAUGGCGCGAAGAUGACGAAGAGCUGGGCAUACAAAUUGUCAAGGACUUGCACCGCACCGGCUCGAACUUGUGCACCGGCCCGGCUGGCUCGAUCAAUCAGGCCAAACUGAAGCGCAUACUUUUAGGUUAUGCGCGCUACAAUCCGGAAGUUGGUUAUUGUCAGGGUUUCAAUAUGCUUGGCGCGUUAAUAUUGCAAGUUAUUCGCGUGCUUAGUACACGCACAGCUGAUGACUUCUACGGCAAAAUGGGUUCGUUUUCUAGUGAAUUGCUUAAUGGGCAUCUCAUUGAUUCGAAUGGGUUAAUUGAGAAAGUUGUACAGCUCGGGCCGAUACCAGACAUACAACGGUUGCGCGACAAGCAUCUCUACAACAUCACACCGUUGCGUCACAAACAAGGCUUACAAUUCUAUUAUGAUGACGAAGAGCCCGGCUCUGAUGAGGAGUCGCGCCUCGCUGUCGCCACCGUCUGGGGCAUGCCGUGGGGUCGUCGUGGUUCGCAAGGCAACAGCAGCGCGGCAAGCAAGCAAGUCUCCGAGAAUAAAGAACGCCUCGCAUUGGAUAUUUCAUUGCUGAAGAAGCAAUACGAUCGCCUGCGUGAAAGACAGCGUCAAGCGCAUAUUAUACUAACCACCGCAUGCACCACAGCACGCCAGAGCGCCAUCACCACCUCUGCUACGCAACCUAGUCAAUCGCUGACUGUCAAUCAACUGCUCUUGGGUCGCCCCGCUAUCGUUACCAACAAAGGCAGACGUGUUGGUCCACCACUAGGCGCUAUACCACCCGCACGCAAACCAUCUCUUCCCACUGUUUUGCACUCAAGGCCACCAGAGCGCCAACUACGCCGUGGUGAAACCUUACACUGGCGUGAUACUGAUAUAAGUAAACGUCGUAGAGAUAGCCUUACAUGGAAGGAGAUUAAGGCCGAUCGUGCCAGUUUGUUGCGCGCGGAUGUGGAAGCUGUGCCGAAGACACAAAAACUUCGCACACGCGUUGGCAAAAGCGAUUCGUCGUCGUACAGCGAAGAAAGUGAAGAUGAGCCAGACGAUGGCUCGAGUACUGAUACGAGUCUCUGCGAUGACGAUGAUCCAAAUUCUGGUGGUGAUAAAACGCAUUCUUCAUCUAUUGAGAACAGUCCCAAACGUAGAUCUAAGUCUGCACGCAAGGCUAAAGAGCUCGCAGCGAAAUUGGAAACAUUGAACGAGCCCAUUGAGAGCGAAAAGGAGCGCAGGCGCCCCAAAUCGUGGGCACCCUCAUCUACAGAAAUUCCUUUUAUGCUUAUGACUUCAGAUUCGCCAACACACAGCGCUGAUGAUGAAAAAUCGGCACAAUCACAUCAUUUUGAGGAAUUGAUGAAAGAAGAGGAGGAUAGCACAACCGAAUGUGAUCGGCUCGGCUAUAAGGGUGCCUCCACGUUAAACUGGCCCGACUCAAAGUUCUCAACCAUUGCAGGAGAUCUGGCUACGACGAACCUAGAUGCACUGCAUAUUCAAACAGAUGUAUUGGAGUUACCUGUGAUAACAAGCACAAGUCAACUUUCUCCUAUGCCAGACAUAGCUGCCUAUCUCAAUAGCUCAAGUAUCAGUCCAUUACCUAUGCCGAAACCACUCUUCCUCGACUCAACUAAUUCGCUUGGCAGUGGAGAUGACGGAGAGGAGGGUAAAAAGUUUGCUGUCAAUGAUGACGGUGUGACAAAUGAAUAUUUCGAGCGCGUAAAUAGCGUAGAAAGACCUACAAAGUUAGACUUGUUUUAUUCGCUCAACGAAGAAGAUGGAAUACGAAGGGCUGAAGAAGCAGACGUUGAACUAGAGAAGCGCGAAGAAAGUUGUCGCACUGAUCAUAGCACAAACAACGCCUUUGAAAAGUUGUGUGAAGACAACGGCCAUGAAGAGAAUACCAACAAAUUUGAAGUAUCGGACAAAAGUUCUGACAGACGCAUGGAACUGCUAAUUGACUAUUCUGAAAAGUCAUCUGCAGCCUUCAUUGCAGCGGCAACCAAUGAGGUGUCCACGAAUCUGAGACAAGACAAGACUAAAGAUGCAACUGAUGCUACAGAUUUCACCAGUGGAGUGCUUGCUAAGCAAAAGGAUGCCGAGGUGGAGAUAUCUAUGCCCGCAAAAAGAGACAGUAACAUUCCUGGUAAAUCUGUUGAACGGUUUGAGGAGAACCUUUUGAAAGCAGCGAUUCCUAAACCAAAUACAAAUAAUAUUAAAGCAGCGACGACAACAAAAUCGGGCACUAUGAGUAAUGCCUGCAGAAAACGGCGAGAUCCUAGACGCUUGACUCUCACACGUUCUUCCACUAUAGAAAUUGAAGAACGCUUCCAGGCAUUGGAACGCAGAAUGAGUGAGGAAACAUUUGUUAGCGAUAAAGAGAAGAUAAAUAAUGAUGACACAUCCGAUGAAGCGCUUAAAAGAAUAGUACCGUCAACAGCUGAUCUAGAACAGAGGUUAACUUCACUUGAAAAGCAAAUGAGUAAGGAAGGGGAUGAGAGAAAAAGGUUUGCUGAAAGUAGGGAAUGUAGAGAUAUUUCUAAUCACGAAACUACAUUACUAAUUAACAGACAAUUUACAGAAUCAAGACACGAAAAAAUGUUAAACAAAAACUCCUUUGAGGGAUCUGCCAAAGAAACCGUACCGGCUAAAACCCAUACUUCGGACACGAGAAACAAUAUACCAGACGUUGUACCCUCUGGGGAACAUCGUGAGUCCACAAUAUCAAAACAAGCACGCAAUCGUAUUCCUUCAACUUCGGAGCUAGAAGAUCGCUUCAAUGCUUUGGAGAGACAAUUAAGUUCAAAUGGUUUACCAACUAAAAGCUCAAUGGACAUGCGAAGAGGCGAAAAUGGCGCCGGCAAAAAAGAUCUGGAAACUCCACCUAAUACGCCUACCGAAAGCAACAAGCCGCACUUAGAGAAAGGUGAAAGUAAGACUACGCUCAAGAGUGAAAUUGAAACAGAAGAAGCAUCAGAAGGAGAUGCUGGAGAAAACGGCAAACCCCGCAUUAAGAAGCUGCCAUCAACUGCCGAACUAGAAGAUCGAUUUAAUGCGCUAGAAAGAAGAAUGAGCGCACAGAAAGCCAGCCCCAGCAAAACAAAAAAGGAGCCGCCCGACGAAGUAGAGGCCAAAGAAAUUAAUACCAAAAAGGAGCCGUCUGAUGAAAAUGCGAGCGAAAAUGAGGUUAAUAUUCAAGCCAAGAAAGAAACGGUCGGUAAAAACGAUAGCGAGCCAAAUAAAGUAGAAAAAGUAGCCAUAGAGAACGUUUCGCCAAAGGGCACGGCCAGUAAAGCAGAUAGCAAAGUAAAUAAAGUGGAAGAAAUCGUCAAAGAAAAAGUUUCACCAAAAGGCAAAAAGGAGUCUCAAGUCGAAAAAGAUAGUGCAGUAGAAGCUAAAACUAGUACUACAAAAACACCAAGCAAAGGGGACGACAGAGCAAAAGAAGAUACGACCAAGAAGGAAGUGAAGAAAGACAAAGAGCAAACUGAGCACAAACGAGAAGAUGUGGAAAAGAAAAGCGUGAAAGCACAAAAACCUAACGUCGAAAAGCGCGAUGAAGAUAGUGCAUCAAAAGCAUCACAAAAUAUAGAAACGGAAAACAACAAAGAACUCAAGUCAAAGCACGCUGAAAACGAACGCGAAGAAAGUGAGGCUACCCUGGAAAGAAAUGGAGACGAUUCGAAAAAAUCCGGAAAGAAAUCUCCACCAAGUACUGAAGAACUUGAGAAACGAUUCAAAGCUUUAGAAAAACAAAUGAGCAGCGCGAGCCUAGAGGGUAGCGCAGUGAAUAAAACCUCACCAGAAUCUGAAAAGAUUCAAGCAAAGGCAGACAAGGGAAGAAAAAUUUCAUCGGCAUCUGAAAAUCACAGCGAAAUGACAGAAACAAAACCGGAAACGAGCGCUAAAGCCAUGAAAAGCUUCGACGACAAAUGCAGGCAAGUGAACAAAGAACUAUCUAAGAAAAUUGAGUCAGAACUUGAGAAAACGGCACCAAUAACAACAGGCGAUGCAACCGCACCUGAUCCCAAUUUGGUUGAGAUUUUCAAUGCAAAAUGUAAUGAAAUCAAUACAGAGCUAGCAAAAUCAGCUAAAAAGGAAGUUGCGCAGCACAAAGCUGUAGAACGCGUAGACGACUCGAACAUUACAUGCAAGAGGCGCGCAUCCGAACCACCUUCCACAGAAGACUUAGAAAAACGUUACGAAUCUCUCAAACGUCGAAUGAGCACAAAAACUAUCAUUGAAAAAGGAUUUGGUGCCAAAGAUAAAAGCAGGACUGCUUUUGAGGAGGAAUCAACUGAAGAAACUCCAGUCACAAACGAUACCAAAAUGAAAGCUAAAAUCAAACCUUCAGGCCCACCAAGCACUGAGGACCUUGAGAGCCGAUAUGAAGCAUUGCAGAGGCGAUCCAGCGAGCAGAAAGCACAAGACGGCAAGAGCCAAAAAGAAAGGAAAGCGCGAGCGGCGAAUGAUAGAGAAAUUAUAGAGGCAAAAACAACAAAGCGCGCCGAAGACACAGCUGCGCAGGAAAUAUUUAAGAAUAUCGAACAAAAACGGCAAUCGAGCGAAGCGCAUUCGGAAGCAAGCACCCCUCGAAUUCCUGUUGCCCCACCAAUGCCUUUGAGAGAUACUGUAGAGCCUUUUCUAAACGACGAACAGCAUCGCGCACUUAUUGAAGAGUUUCAGAGCAAAAUCAAGGUACAACCAAAUGGUGAAAACCUAAAACCAAGCGACAUCAAUCCAAAUCGCCGCACAACAACCGAACGUCAGCGAACAACAACAUUCGAUGGAACCUCGGAAGCACAUGCAAACACCGCUUUCUUUAGAUCGGAAAAUUACGAACCCUGGUACAGUCAGCCACACAAAAUGGUUCGUCGUUUCUCCGAUUUACCAUCAAGAGCUGAUCUUGAAAAUCGCUUACACUUUUUGGAAAGACAAUUGAUCAUAAAAUUCUACAAGCAGCGCUGUGCAAGUGAUUCCGAAGUGGCAUCGAGAAAACAUUUUUUGGAUGUAAAAAGUCAAUCCGCCGACAACGAAGCGCCCAGUACGUCGGCACGCAGCCAACAGCAAGCAGCAGAAGAUUUGGAAAAACGUGUACUUGCGUUGGAAAAGCAGCUCAGCGAAAAUAGUCUUAAAUUGCUGGAGGCUGUGCGUGUGAGGGAGCAGGAAGCUGCUGCUGAGUCCAGCUCACCGCGACGGCUUAGCUCGGAGACCGCUGAUGCGACAGGAAAAGAGCUCGUGCGUUACGUUGGCGAACUUGAAGAACCAGGCUCACUUAAGCCAAUAAAUAUCAGUAUUAAUAUCAAAAUGCUGCUCAAAAGAAACGAGGAUGAAGAAAAUAAGCCCAAAGAUAAACUGCCGACCGCCGCGGAAUUGGAAAAACGACUCGAGGUGCUGGAGCAGCAACUAAAAAUAUCUAGAUCACGCCGAGAGGGCAGUAUUGUUGAGCAGCAAAAUUGCCAAGAUGAAGUGCAGGAAUUGAAGAAGUCUGAAGAAAAAACGGAGGAAUCCGUAGCCAAGGAAAUUGAAAGCAACGAGACGAUAAGAGAACUGCCGGAUGCAGAGAGGGAAGAUAAUGAAGGGAUUAGAGAAACGCCAGAAAUAGACAAGGUUGUGAAGGAGGCGAUAAACGAGGAAUGUAAAAGUGAUAAUAAAGUUAUAGAUACUGUGAGUAUGGAACAAGAAGAGAAAGAGAAAAGUAAAACAAACGCUGAGGCUUUAAAAGCUGAAAAAACUCUUGAGAAUCAGCAAAUUGCGCUCUCAAAUAAAGAAAUCGCUGUAAAUAAGGAAGUUUGUGAAGUGAAAGCUAAAAGCGAUAGUCCCCCAAAAAUGGAUGAAGUCGUCAACGAGAAGACAGAAAGUAACGAGAAGACUAUAUGCUCAAAUGAAGACGACGUUACAACUAAGAAAUCAUCAAUGCAAUCGGAACAAUUAGAAGAUACAAAACAAAAUAAGAAUAUAGACGAGGAUUCAGCGAAGGAAAAUGAACCUAGCAAGGAAAAGCAGGAUGAAAGCAAAGAGUCGACGACAGCUGCUGAAAACCAACAAGCAGCUGAAACGUCGGUUGCUCCUACGCAAACUGCCAUUCAAGUUGGAUCGUCUGAUCCCAACAAUAAAACGCUCGUGCUGCUGCUCGACAACGAACCGAAAGCUGUAAAAGUACGACGACUGACACGCGCAAACACCGAAGAAUUGGAGAACCUAUUUCAAGCGCUCGAAAAGCAAUUAAGUGAUCGCAAUCUAAUAAAAUCGGAAGACGGCAAGCUAGUGCAUGCCGCAGUUAAGCCAGAUGAACCAUCAGAAGAGUCGAAAGCAUUAGCACAACUGUCGAAAGAGAUUGAAGAUUACACAAAAGUAGACCAAUCGGCGAAAGAGAAAGAAACAAAAAAGGAAGCCGCUGUCGAAAAGUCAAAAACGCCAGUUGAGGACUACGAUUGGGGUCCAGAUCCUGUAAAGCGGCACUUAAAACGCAAAACUGUACAUCUGCCAUCAACCAAAGAACUAGAAGCACGCUUCAGAUCACUAGAACGUCAAAUAAAACUGCUAGAAGAUGUUGAGAAAAUCGACGUCGAACAACGCUUGAAUGAAAUUGAGCGCAAAAUCAAAAUGCAAUAUUCGCUGUCGCACGAGAAAGACCUAACAAAAUUUCUAGAACUUUGUGAAGGUAAGAGCUUAGAUGAGCUACCCGAAGCUAUAACGGCCGCACGUGAUAAAUAUCAACCGGAAGACGGUAGCGCUGUUAGAACACCUACACCAAAGCAGGGCAGAUCCCCGUACACCUCACCAUCGCAUGCAAAAGAGAAGACACCGCACACGUCCCCAGCGCGCACACCACGCGAGUCUCGCAGUCCCAAAAGACAUACCUCACCUGGACGUGUCCGAUAUGAUGAUGGCCAAGUAACAUCUAAGAGCCCAAAAAGACAUGGCACUCCUGGACACGUUCGAUAUGAGGAUCCAAAUAUACCAACGACUGAAGAUCUGGAGUACCGUUUUCGUGCACUGGAACUUCCAAGAUCUAAGUCGAAGGAAUCGUUGACCGGCAAAUCAAAAAAGAAUAACGUCGAUUCGAAAAAGUCACUAAUACAUCCACUAGAAAUGCUACUCGACCCCAGCUCCGAUGAGGAUGCUAUACCCACAACUGGCGAACUGGAGCAUAGAAUAAGAGUGCUGGAUGAUAAAAGGAAGACACCUUCGCCUUCGCGACAAUCACGCUCCCGUUCGCCGACAAUUGAGGAUAUAAAGAAUAGGAAAUUAGCAGAAGAACAGCGGCCAAAAGCGCCCAUACAUAGUUUAGAAACGCUUGUCGCGUCGCCAACCAAAAAAGAGUUACCCACAGCUGAGGAGUUGGAGGCACGUAUGCGCGCUUUGGAGGAGGAACAUUGCUUCGACUUCAAAAUGCAGAAAACUUAUCAAGAGUUCAAUCAAAAGCUAAAGGAUGCCGUAUCUCCAUCACUUUCUUUCGAAGAGUUUAAAACUUCCAAAUCGCGUGAGGAAAGCCCCAGACGUAGCGAGACAAACCGUUCGAUCACUCCAAAAUCUGCCUUGCGCGACUCUGCCAGCAACUAUGACGACGGGCAAUACAGAUCAACCAGUCCUAAGGCCAUACGCUUCCGUGACGAAGAAGACGAUUAUGUUACGAGCAUGCCGUUAAGACCAAAAUCACGCACGGAUACUCGGGAUAACAUUGGACGCACGACUCUUACAGAUUCGUGUAGCAGUAUAAAUGCGGCGCUUACGUCCGAGGGACUUGACGAGUUGGGCAGUCGACUGAUGAGGGAGACUUCACCACUACAGCGUACUGGCAGCCAUACUGGCGUACCGCUGCGUACCAAUGACAACAUUAACGAACGCUUGGAUUCCAUUAAAAAUACGAUCAAGUCCAUCGACACGCUCUGCGAGGAGAAACCGUAUCGAAAAGAGCGCUGCCAGCGCUACAUUGAUUCACUAUUUUCCCACUCAAUACAUUUUGCCAGCAAGAAGACCUCGCUAGAGGAUCUCUCGCGCUCAGAUAAUCGUGCACAUCGUGAACUUGGCCCCUCCAUACGCAUUUCAGAUCAUAGCCAACGACACGCAGACUAUUUAUACGGUCGUUCUUUGGGUUCGGCAGAAUCUAUACGUUCGACAAGUCCAUUGCACGCUGCCAGUCCAUUGCAUCAUCGUUCAAAUCGGGACUUACGUCUUGAAAUCUCACCACGCCGGCGGCACGAAGAAGAGCGUGAAGAAUACCAGAGUAGGGUAAGACGAGAAAAUAUGUUGCCAAAUUAUUCUUUAUAUGAUAGCCUUAGAGAUGUAAGUAGUGGUAGUUUAAUUAAGUUUCAUAAAGUAGAUAGACAACUAGACACUUACAAAUGUGAUGAAAGAGACAGAUCUAGUUCACGAUCGGCCUCCAGAUCGCCGUUGAGAUCGCCGUAUGGAUCGAGGGAGAUGAUGAUGAUGAAGACGGAAAGCACCAAUGCCAACACACGACACAACAACACCAACAUCAACUGCGACGACAACGACCGAUACAAUCUAAAAACAAUGAAAAAUAAAUGUUACGAAUUGGAUUUGAAUAGACCAUACGUGCCCGCAUACCGUCAUAACACAACAGACACUCUACUCGACUACGAUUCGCUGAAACGCUCUAAUACGCCCGUCUAUGUGCCCGGGCGCCUAGAUAUACGUCAUACGACAGUUACGUCAACGUUUUAUGAUCGCUUAUUGGCGGAAAAGGAAAUUGAACGAAAAUUUUCGCGACCUUCUAGUCGUUCGCCUAUCGUUUCGCCAUCGGUUACGUCGAAAAGUUAUGUUGAUUUGAUGAGCGCAAGCACCAAGACUUACUACCAUGACAAAUCACCAACAACGACUUUGGCAGCAUUACGACUGGAAAGUGGUGCUGGCGCUACAAGCUCUCCCAACAUUCAAAGAAGCGCAAUGACCACCAAUAACACCCACACCAACCAAUCCUCGAAUCCCUUGAAAUUCGAUACUAACACAAACACCACCACAACCACCUUUAGUACCGCUACACUAGAUUCGGCCAAAACACCUACAGCUGGGCUAGGGCAUUUGACCCACAAUACAACAACACCUAUAGCCACAACAGCAACAACAACAACAACAACAACAAGUACGACCGGUACAUCGACGUCGACAGAGACGCUAACAAGCAAUAGGUUUUCGUUUCCGACUACGACUUCGACUAAUUAUGGAAUUGGCUUGAGUGAAAAUAUAACAAACAACACUACCAAAAUCACCUCUAUAACAACAAGUAUUACAACAACUAACAACUACUUCUCCACUACCAACAUCACCAAUACUGCUACAACUACAUUAACAACAAACUUGAACAUCAACAACAGUUUCACAGGUUUUGACAGAUUAGCAACAGUACCAGUAACAACAAUACCAUCCCAAAUAGCAACAACAACAACAACAACAACAACAGCAAUUAGUGCUUUUAGUACCAACCCCAUGACAAUGACAACAACUACUACUUAUAAUUUUAAUAGUCUGACAACAAUUACAAAACCAACAACGCAUGGCAAUGAAAAUACCAAUAAUUUCUACCCAAAUAAUACGUCUGCAACACUGUUGUCGUACAACACAACGAGUGGUGGUGGCGUAGGUGGUAGCGGCCUCUUUAAUACACCCCUGAAUAUGGCUCUAACAAUGCGACAAUCUUCUGAUGGGACGGCGCUCUCCACAUUUGGCCUGUACACUAGUAAUUUAAACAACAACAACUUUAGUAGCAACAACAGCCACUUGAGUUACAACAACAGCAAUACAACAGAGGGUUUAGCUCCAAAUAAGAAGUGAAAAGUGUAAAACAUUCAUACACAUACCAAGUAGUAGUAGAAGAUGCAACCGUGCUGCCUAAAUACGAAAAAAAGAAAAAACAAAACAAAAACAAAGAGUGAGUGUAGUGAUGAUGAUUAAGAAAGCAAUGCUGUGCGUUUGUAGAUGAGUUAACAAGUUUUUAGCAAGCAAAAGAGCAAAGUAAGAUAGAACUAUAUUUACACAAAAGUAGUUAUACAUAUGUACAUACAUACAUACGUGAUUAUACUGUAGUGUGAAAGACAUUGUAUUCCAACUAUAUUAUUUAUAAAUAAAUAGUUCAAUGAAGAGAAGUAUUAUGCAUAUUGUGCUUGGAAAAUAUUGAGAGAUCUGCACACUAGCGAAAAUUUUUAACCGCGAAAUUUUAUUGCCAUAAAUAACUACCACUCCUUC